Urocitellus parryii (Arctic ground squirrel) is the source of this 3542-nucleotide messenger RNA. RefSeq names its product NEDD4 binding protein 3 (gene N4bp3). Gene Ontology annotation, cellular component: cytoplasmic vesicle. The record is from RefSeq and is a predicted model, not a curated record. Lineage: Eukaryota; Metazoa; Chordata; Mammalia; Rodentia; Sciuridae.
GUCAGGCCGGGUUUUCCCUCCUCCUCCAGGGCAGGCGAGAGAGUGCCGCCGAUCGCGUCCCUUCCUCGCCAAUCCGGCUCCGGCGCCUGUCCUCCCGCCCGCCGCCCGCGUUUUCUAGGUGCCUGCCUCACGGCCGCUCCGGCCCGGCUCGCAGUCUCUGCUGGAAUCSGCGCUUCGGAGGAGGGUUCAAAUCCGCCCAAAGGAACAGCGGCGCACCCGGGCGCGGAGCGGCGGGCGGCGAGCGCUGCGCCAGCAUGCAGCUGCCUGUGCCCUGUUGAAACUUCAUGGCCACAGCCCCAGGCCCUGCUGGCAUUGCCAUGGGCAGCGUGGGCAGCCUGUUGGAACGUCAGGACUUCUCCCCUGAAGAGCUUCGGGCAGCACUUGCUGGGUCUCGAGGCUCCCGCCAACCUGAUGGACUCCUCCGGAAAGGUUUGGGCCAGCGUGAGCUCCUUAGCUAUCUGCACCUCCCCAAGAAGGAUGGCAAGACCACCAAGCGGGCACCUCGGAAUGAGCCUGCUGACUAUGCUACCCUCUACUACCGGGAACAUCCUCGGGCUGGUGACUUUAGCAAGACUUCACUGCCUGAGCGGGGUCGCUUUGACAAGUGCCGCAUCCGCCCAUCAGUGUUCAAGCCUACAGCAGGUACCGGGAAAGGCUUCCUCUCCAUGCAGAGCCUGGCUGCCCACAAGGGUCAGAAGCUGUGGCGCAGCAAUGGUAGUCUGCACACGCUGGCCUGCCACCCACCCCUGAGUCCAGGGCCCAGGGCCAGCCAGGCUCGUGCACAACUGUUGCAUGCCCUCAGCCUGGAUGAGGGUGGCCCUGAGCCUGAGCCCAGCUUGUCUGAUUCCUCCAGUGGGGGCAGUUUUGGCCGCAGUCCUGGCACAGGUCCCAGCCCCUUCAGCUCCUCCCUAGGCCACAUUAACCACCUUGGAGGCUCCCUGGACCGGGCCUCAAGGAGCCCCAAGGAGGCUGGGCCAUUGGCUGUGCUGAGCUGCCUGCCUGAGCCACCGCCCCCCUACGAAUUCUCCUGCUCCACUGCAGAGGAGGUGGUAGCCCUGCUGCCUGAGACCUGUGAGGAUCUCAAGAGGGACCUUGGAGACCAGGAUGGCUCCAACCCCUUCACACAGGUGCUAGAGGAGCGCCAGCGGUUGUGGUUAUCUGAGUUGAAGCGCUUGUACGUGGAGCGGCUGCAUGAGGUGGCUCAGAAAGCUGAGCGCAGCGAGCGCAACCUCCAGCUGCAGUUGUUCAUGGCUCAGCAGGAACAGCGACGGCUGCGCAAGGAGCUCCGGGCUCAACAGGGCCUGACCUCUGAGCCUCGUCCCCCAGGUCCAGUUCCAGAGGCCGACUCCAGCAGCCGGCCAGAGGAGGAAGCCCGAUGGGAGGUGUGCCAGAAGACCGCAGAGAUUAGUCUCUUGAAGCAGCAACUGCGGGAAGCCCAGGCAGAGCUGGCACAGAAACUGGCUGAGAUAUUUAGUCUGAAGACGCAACUUCGGGGCUUCCGGGCACAAGCCCAGGCUCAGGACGCAGAGCUGGCCAGGUUGCGUGAGACUGUGCGCAGCUUACAGGAACAGGCUCCUCGGGAGGAAGCCCCAGGCAGCUGUGAAACUGAUGACUGCAAGAGCAGAGGGCUGCUGGGGGAGGCUGGAGGUAGUGAGGCUGGAGGUGGUGCUGAACAGCUGCGCGCAGAGCUACUGCAAGAACGGCUCCGGGGCCAGGAGCAGGCACUGCGUUUUGAGCAGGAACGGAGGACUUGGCAGGAAGAGAAGGAGCGGGUGCUGCGCUACCAGCGGGAGAUCCAGGGGGGCUACAUGGACAUGUACCGUCGCAAUCAGGCACUGGAGCAGGAGCUACGGGCACUACGGGAGCCCCCCACGCCCUGGAGUCCUCGACUUGAGUCCUCCAAGAUCUGAGGCCAGCAGAGCAAGCUGACAGCAGAUGCACUGUCCAAGAUGCCCUGAGACACCUGACCCCUCCCUUUCACUGGUCUGGGGCAGAAUGUGCAGAGGCCAACCCAGGGAUGGGAGGCCCCCAAGAGGAAGGAUCCAGGGGGGGCGAUGGGCAGGAUAAGGUGCUGGCUACAGAGCCAGGGCUAGACCCUUCUGGCAGAGAAGCACCCAGGCAGGGCCCAGCCCUGCUCCCUGGAGUGGGUGUGGCCCAAUGAAGGAGGUUAGAGAAUCCAGAGGCACUGACAGGGAAGGGCAGGUGUAAGGGAGGGUGGCUAGAGAGCUGGGCUGAGGCCUUCCUUAAUGAAAGGAGGCUGGGAUGGAAACAUUGGCCUCCUCCAGAAUAAAACCACCUUUUCUUUGAGGAGGCCCUGGGUGAUAUAUUGAGCCUGCCCUUACCAGAGUCCAGUUUUGUGGAUAGUCAGGGUUGGGAGUUGACCUGGCCUGUAGCUCCUUUCAUGGUCAUGGUCAUUGGGAGGUGUGCCCUGUGCCUGUCUGUGAAGCUGCUGAUCGUAUGUGUUGGAGAGUGGAGGCAUCCUAUUUCCUUGCUCCAGUACCACACAGUUCCUUAGCUGCUGUGUGGGCUGAAAUUCCUUUCUUCAGCACCAGUGGAUUUUUCAGAAGGAACAAUACUAGGGAACUACAAAAAAACAAAAGGGCGAGUCAAAAGGCAUUUCAAGGAUAUGAAAUGUUCCUUUUGGUGAAAAGUCUGGGCCCUGGUUGCCCAGGCCUCUGCUGGAUUGGGGCCAGCCUAAGACAGCAUCCUGUGGGGGCAUCCAAAAGCUCCUGUGAGCUCUACCUCUUCUGGAGCCCACCUCCUAUCUUUCUGUCCAGCUGUGGUGUGCCUCUCUCUUCAUGGGCAGGUGAGGGGGAGGUUUAGGAAGGUGCAGAGAAGCUUGGCAGGGAAAGCUUGUGGGUUAUUUGGUAAAGGAUCUUACCGGAAGGAAUGGAACAUUUCCCCAUAAGCAAUGGAAGGCUAUUGGGUAUUUUUAGGUAGGAGUGAGAUUUGAUCUAAUUUGUAUUCUGGAAAGUUCUUUCUUGAAGAAGCAUCCCCACACUUCCCACCUCUGUUCUUUACCUGGCCUUGGAACUGUCAGUCCUCUUGCACUCCUGCUGAUGGUCUCAGGUUCUCGAAAACCCACAGCUACCCCAGUCCCUCAGCAGUCUUGGGACUUUGCUCCCCUCCAGGUGGUGACCUGGUGCAAGUGGAGUCUUCCCUAUCUUUUGAGAGAAGCUCAGCUUAUUACACAUGUAUCAUUGGAGUGGCUACCAUGCAUCUAGUGCUUACUGUUUCUCUGGUUGGACCCUUGAGCUUGGGGCCACAGGGUGAAUUUGAUGUGCUUCCUGCUUAAGGGUAGCUAGCACACAGUCAUCUGCCCUCCAAUCCUUGUUCAUGUAGGGCCAUUCAGGGAACCUCUUAGAAGUACUCCAUGUAGCCAGACAUGGUGGUGUACACCUCUAAUCCCGGCGGCUCAGAAGGGUAAGGCAAGAGGAUCACAAGUUCAAAGCCAACUGUAGCAACUUGGUGAGGCCCUAAGCUGUCUCAAAAAAUAAAAGGGCUGGGGAUGUGGCUCAGUGAUUAAGCACACUUGGGUUCAA